CGUCGAUCACACGCACGGCAUCUUCUUGUCUUCUCUGUCUGUUGUCCUGCCGCUCCGUCGCCGCCGAACCCGCCGCCAGCCUCCCCAGAUUCCGCCGAUGGAGGGCUGGGACAAGGGGACGAAGAGCGUGGUGGGCGAGAUCCCGCUGCUGUCCACGCGCGCGGGGCCCCGGGACGGCGAGGCGUGGCGGCAGCGGCUCAAGGAGGAGUACCGCGCGCUGAUCGCCUACACGUCGGUGAACAAGUCCAAGGACAACGACUGGUUCCGCAUCUCCGCCGCCAACUCGGAGGGCACCCGCUGGGAGGGCACCUGCUGGUACGUCCACAACCUCCGCCGCUACGAGUUCCCCCUCCAGUUCGACAUCCCCGUCGCCUACCCCCAGGUCGCCCCCGAGAUCGAGCUCCCCACCCUCGACGGCAAGACCCACAAGAUGUAUCGGGGAGGGAAGAUCUGCCUCACCGUGCACUUCAAGCCGCUGUGGGCCAAGAACUGCCCAAGGUUCGGGAUCGCGCACGCGCUGUGCCUCGGCCUCGCGCCGUGGCUCGCGGCGGAGGUGCCGAUCCUGGUCGACUCGGGCAUGGUGAAGCACAAGGACGAUGAGGCGGCUCCUGCCGAGGCGUCUGGGUCUGGCUCUGCUGCUGCUUCUUAGUUGCGAACUUGCAAUGCAAGAGAGUAUGGCCGAUGUCCUCCGGUGGUGGAGCUAAAGGGAUUGGAAUCCACUCUCUGGCGAACGAAUAAGAGCAAUACUUACAUAUCUAAACAUCAUGUAAAACAUGUUCCAUACCUGCUGAUUGCUGACUAUGAUUCGGUGCGCGUCGUUGUGCUA
Messenger RNA from Phragmites australis (common reed), 826 nucleotides. RefSeq names its product ubiquitin-fold modifier-conjugating enzyme 1. The transcript has 2 exons. Bases 98 to 649 code for a protein of 183 amino acids. NCBI's taxonomy places the organism in Eukaryota, Viridiplantae, Streptophyta, Magnoliopsida, Poales, Poaceae. Gene Ontology annotation, biological process: protein K69-linked ufmylation. The record is from RefSeq and is a predicted model, not a curated record. Gene Ontology annotation, molecular function: UFM1 conjugating enzyme activity. Gene Ontology annotation, cellular component: cytoplasm.